AUGGACGACUACGGACUGAACUACUCCAUUUUAAGCAUCACCGCUCCGGGCGUGAACUUCCUCGCCUCCAAACCAAAGAAAGCACAAGCUCUCGCGCGGCAACUCAACCACAUCCUAUACAACUACACCCAAACCCACCCCACAAAACUCGGCGCCUUGUGUCUCCUCCCGCUGCCGAAUGUGAAGCACGCACUGGCUGAAAUCAACUACUGUCUCGACGAACUCCACUUUGCCGGCGUAGGCCUCUACACCAACUACAACGGGCUAUACCUCGGUGACGAGACCCUCGACCCCGUGUUCCACGCCCUGAACGAGCGCAACGCCACCGUCUUCGUGCAUCCCACGACCCCGGGCUGCCACGCAGCGACGCUGGGGUACGGCGGCCCGCUGACGGAAUAUCCCUUCGACACCGUUCGCGCGGUCGAGAAUAUGCUGCUCACGGGACAGCGGCAGCGGUAUCCGAACGUGACUAUGAUCUUCCCGCAUGGCGGCGGCGCGAUCCCGUAUCUUGCGGGGAGGAUUGCGGGCGUCGCUACUCUGGAUGAGCUGGGUGCGUUGGAUCCUGGAUACACGGUGGCCCAGUUGAGAGGGUAUUAUUUUGAUACGGCGGCGGCGUACUCGGCGAUCCAGCUGCAGGCGCUGAGGGCCUUUGGGGGCGUUGGGAGGAUUGUCACGGGUACAGACUUUCCUUACGUGCCGGUCAACCAGGCGAAGCCGGGGCUUGCUUCGAUUCAGGUAAAUGGCGGGUUUAAUAGCUCGGAGAUGGGGAUGAUCAAUAAUGGGAAUGCGUUGUCGAUAUUUCCACGGGUCAGAGACAGGCUGGGGCUUUUUCCCCGACACGCAAUGCACGGCUGCAUGCCUGCAUGCAAGCGGGUGCAGCUUCUCCGCACGAAGACAAGCCAUCUGCCGCUCAGGGCGAGCGUUUCUGUAUCUCUUCAUCUCCCUAAAAGCAAAACCUCCCAAGCCAUACAACGAUACCAAUAUUUUGACAUGAUUUCCAAAGCAACCCUUGCUCUUCUACUCUUGAGCGUCUAUCUUCUCCGUCUUAUAACCAAUAGGUUCAAGUCCGGCCUUCGUGAUAUCCCCGGCCCAACCCUUGCUAAAUACACCCGCCUCUGGAAGCUAUACAGCGUCUGGAAAGGCAAUCACCACACGACCGAGAUCAGUCUGCAUCGAAAGUAUGGACCGCUCGUGCGAAUCGGGCCCAACCAUAUCUCCGUGGGCGAUCCAGCCGCCAUCCCCAUCAUAUACGGCCUCAACCAGGGCUUUACUAAAACGGGAUUCUACCCCAUCCAAUCCAUCUCCUGGGACAAAAAACCGCAGAUGAACCUCUUCUCCACCCGAGACGAGGCCUUCCACCGCAGCCAAAAGCGCCCCGUAGCAAACGCAUACAGCAUGACGUCCCUGCUGGAGAUGGAAGAUGCGAUCGACUCCUGCACGCAUCUCUUCAUGGACCGACUGCGCGCGUUCGCCGCCCACAAGCGCCCCGUCGACCUGGGCACCUGGCUGCAGUACUACGCCUUCGACGUGAUCGGCGAAGUCACCUUUGCGAAGAAACUGGGCUUCCUCGAGGAAGGCCGCGACGUCGACGCCAUGAUGGAAUCCAUCCAGGGCAUCCUGCGCUACGCCAGUCUCUGCGGCCAGGUCCCCGACGCCCACCCGUUCCUCCUGGGCAACCCGCUGUUCCCGAUUUUCGUGCCCAGCAUGGAGUCGUGGAACCAGGUGCUGCAGUUUACGCUGAAGGUGCUCCAUGCGCGGGGUUCGCUGGGCAAGGACGAAGAAAACAUGCAUGAGCAAAGUCCAGAUGAAGGGAAAGAUCAGCUCUCCCGGUGGCUGGCCAUCCACCGGUCCGACCCAGCCAAGCUUUCCAAGCGCGACAUUAUCGUGCACACGUCGACCAACGUGUUUGCCGGCUCCGACACGACGGCCAUCGCCCUGCGCGCCAUAUUCUACUUUCUCCUGCGCCAUCCGUCCGUGCUGGCCAAGGCGCAAAAGGAGAUCGACGCCGCCAACGCCCAGGGCCAGUUCAGUGACCCCAUCUCCUACCGCGAAUCGGUCACGCAUCUCCCCUACCUCGCAGCGGUCUUCAAGGAGGCCAUGCGUCUGCACCCCUCUGUCGGACUCAUUCUCGAGCGCCAUGUUCCGCGACAAGGCGCAUCUAUCGCCGGGAAGCACAUCCCCGGCGGCACGGUGGUGGGCAUCAACGCGUGGGUUCUCCAUCACAACCCCGCGGUGUAUCCUAACCCGGAGGCGUUUGUCCCCGAGCGCUGGUUGGACAGCUCGCCGGCGGCGCUGAAGGCGAUGGAGCAGAGCUUCUUUGCAUUUGGGGCGGGGGCGCGGACCUGCAUUGGGAAGAAUAUCUCGCUUAUGGAGAUGCAUAAGAUCGUGCCGCAGAUCUUGAGGGAGUUUGACGUUAGAUUGUGUGCUCCGGAGCUGGAGUGGAAGACUCGAAAUGUGUGGUUUGUGCAGCAGGAAGGCUUGUCCAAACUCCUCCGUCUGAGAGACACCUGCCUUCUCGCCCAACGGCAGCACCCCCGCUUCCACCAUCUUGACCAGCCGCUCGACAUGCUCCCGCGAAUACAUGAACCGACCCUGCAACCGGAUACUCUUCAGCAUGACCUCUAUAUACGGCACCUCGAUAUUCCCCCCGUACCCGCCCAUGAUAAUGCACCGCCCGAACGGCCGCAGCGCACCCACGCCCGCAGCCAGCAACGCACUCGACGUGACCGCCGGCGGCGAGAAAUCCAGAUACGCAUCCGCGCCCUCACCACCCGCCGCCUCGCGGAACAGCUCACUAUUCCUUGCAGGAUCAUCCGUGACCGUCACCGUUCGCAACCGGUGCCCACACGCAGCGUGGAUGCUCCGCAGCGCGGCGAGAGCGCCGGUAUUCCGCCCCGCCGCGACGACAGUAGCACCCAUCGCCAGCGCCAUGCCCACCGCCGCACCGCCAAACCGCCCCGUAGCCGGCGCCACGACGACAAUCUCGCCCGGCCGGAUAUCCACCUCGGACAGCCCGCCAAACGGCACCAGAAACACGGACAUCAGGGCCAGCUCCGCGGAGGUGUACCCCAUGCUCCGCACGAGGACGUCCUCGUUGAGCGGGAAGAGAUUCUCCAGCGGGAAGCUCGCAUACUCGGCGUACGAGGCGUCGCGCCACUCGCCGUCCAUCAGUUUCUGGGCUGCGGGCGACCCGCCGUGCAGGCCGUGCAGGAUCGCGGUGGAGGGCGAGUCCCGUGCGCGGAUGGUUGCGUCGCAGAGGACGAGCUGGCCGGGCGUCAGGGAGACGGCGUCCGGGCCGACUUCGCAGACGCGGCCGAUGGCACUGUUGCCCGGGGUCAUGGGCAGGGAGAGUGGGUAGGGACGUGUGCCGUCGAGCACUUCGUUCAUGUAGGGGACUAUGUUGGCGGCGAGAAUGCGGACCACGGCUGA
Aspergillus terreus NIH2624 is the source of this 3429-nucleotide messenger RNA. RefSeq lists its product as uncharacterized. The transcript is spliced from 6 exons. Bases 1 to 3429 code for a protein of 1142 amino acids. NCBI's taxonomy places the organism in Eukaryota, Fungi, Ascomycota, Eurotiomycetes, Eurotiales, Aspergillaceae. The record is from RefSeq and is a predicted model, not a curated record. Gene Ontology annotation, molecular function: hydrolase activity; oxidoreductase activity, acting on paired donors, with incorporation or reduction of molecular oxygen; iron ion binding.